CGUCGGCUUAGCCGAUUACAACUGCUCUGUGUGAUCUCUCCGGCCUCUCUGUCCUGUCUUGUUCGUAUCGUUUGCUCCCCUUCAGACUACACCAGCCAUCAUCAUGUCUUUAAUCACCGCCGGACGUAUGUGUGCGCGAAUCCUGGGAGUCAAGAACUCUCCUUGUGUUUUGAUUGCGGCACGACAGGCAAGCUCUUCCACAAACCUGAAAGAUGUCCUGGCAGAUCUCAUCCCCAAAGAGCAGACAAGAAUCAAGAAUUUUAAACAGCAACACGGAAAGACAGUCAUUGGGCAGAUAACUGUUGACAUGGUGUACGGUGGAAUUAGAGGGAUUAAAGGACUGGUUUAUGAGACAUCUGUGCUUGAUCCUGAUGAGGGUAUCCGUUUCCGUGGCUAUAGUAUCCCGGAGUGCCAAAAGUUGCUACCCAAGGCCCCAGGUGGGGAAGAGCCACUGCCUGAGGGACUGUUCUGGUUGUUGGUGACAGGAGAGGUGCCUACUCAAGAGCUGGUCAACUGGAUUUCUAAGGAAUGGGCUAAGAGAGCUGCUCUUCUUUCCCACGUUGUAACUAUGCUGGAUAACUUCCCCAACAACCUGCACCCUAUGUCCCAGCUGAGUGCAGCUAUCACAGCACUUAACAGUGAGAGUAACUUUGCCAAGGCUUAUGCUGAGGGUGUCAACAGAGCAAAGUACUGGGAGCUAAUAUAUGAAGACUCUAUGGAUCUGAUUGCUAAGCUACCCUGCAUAGCAGCCAAGAUUUACCGCAACCUUUACCGUGACAGUAUUGGAGCCAUCGACUCCAACCUAGAUUGGUCUUAUAACUUCACAAAGAUGUUGGGUUACACAGACACUGAGUUCACUGAACUCAUGAGGCUUUAUCUCACCAUCCAUAGUGACCAUGAAGGAGGCAAUGUUAGUGCUCACACCAGUCAUUUGGUGGGUAGUGCCCUGUCAGAUCCCUACCUAUCCUUUGCUGCUGCUAUGAAUGGACUAGCAGGUCCUUUGCAUGGAUUGGCCAAUCAGGAGGUACUUGUUUGGCUGACAUCCCUGCAGAAAGAUCUAGGUGGGGAGGUAUCAGAUGAACAGCUCAGAGACUACAUCUGGAACACUCUGAACUCUGGCAGAGUGGUACCUGGUUACGGACAUGCUAUGCUGAGGAAGACUGAUCCCCGGUAUACUUGUCAGAGAGAAUUCGCCCUGAAGCAUCUAUCCAAUGAUCCUAUGUUCAAAUUGGUGGCUCAGCUUUACAAGAUUGUGCCUAAUGUAUUGCUUGAGCAAGGCAAAGCCAAGAACCCCUGGCCUAAUGUGGAUGCUCACAGUGGAGUACUUCUACAGUAUUAUGGAAUGAAGGAGAUGAAUUAUUACACAGUUCUUUUUGGUGUAUCACGAGCACUGGGUGUCCUUGCACAGCUGAUCUGGAGCCGAGCACUGGGCUUUCCUCUUGAGAGGCCCAAAUCGAUGAGCACAGAUGGCCUUAUGCAGCUGGUCGGAACAAAAUCUGGUUAACUUGAAUGUAAACUUUAAGCUUCUCUUGUGUGGAGGGCUUGUUAAAGACAGUACACCUUUCGUAUCAAUGGACUGCUUUGCACCUCCCACUGUUUUCUGAGCGUUGGUGAGAAAACUUACCUGGUUAUUUAUGCUGAAAAUAUAAAAUCUUCUCAGUUCAUCCUAUUCUUCCCCCUUCAAUGCGGGAGAACCCUUUGCUCUCCGUCACUGUAGGGAUUGAUGUCCUACCAAUAGGAAUCAAAUCUUUGCAACUUGGCAGUGACUGAGCCCCACUCACCCUUUUCCAAACCUAACAAGUUUAUUCUUUUUGCCUAUCUACACAUCGGUCUUGGAGGUUGAAAUUGUCAUGUGUCUACUUUAAAAUCCAUUGCACUGUUGGCUGCUUACACUAUUUGGAGGCAGUGGCAAUUGCUCAAAACUGAUGAAAGGUCAUUUUUGUACACUUGCAAUAUGCCUUUUAUUCGUGUUGUGAGACUUUUUUUGCUCAAGGUUACAAAGCUGUUUUGUAUUCAGUUUUCUCACAGGCUUUAGUGGGUUUAAAUAUGUUUCUUCAUCAGAUUUUUAAAAUAA
Messenger RNA from Bombina bombina (fire-bellied toad), 2074 nucleotides. RefSeq names its product citrate synthase, mitochondrial-like. Gene Ontology annotation, biological process: citrate metabolic process; carbohydrate metabolic process; tricarboxylic acid cycle. Lineage: Eukaryota; Metazoa; Chordata; Amphibia; Anura; Bombinatoridae. Gene Ontology annotation, cellular component: mitochondrial matrix. The record is from RefSeq and is a predicted model, not a curated record.